AUGGUGUCUACAGCAUUUUAUGUUUUGUUCCUCCUCUUACUGCUGAACGGUUUAAAUUCAGUGAACUUCGAUCAAAAUGAAGGUAAACAUGAAGGAAAUAUCAUAGAAACCAUUAAUGAUUUCGGUUUCGAUCUGUUAAAGAUUUUCGAUCAAGACAAGGAAAUGAAAGGCAUCAAUUUGUUCUACUCUCCGACAAGCAUCGCCGUUGCUUUAGCAAUGGUGUUUCUGGGGAGUAGGGGAAACACAGCUGAUGAAAUAGCUAAGGCAAUGAAGUGGUACGUUUAUGAAUCUGAAGACGUUCAUUUGACAUUGAAAUCGUUAAUGGAAGCUAUUGCAGAGUCUGAACAUGCAAACCUCGAGCUGAAGAUCGCCAAUCGAUUAUGGGGACACGAAUACCUACACGAAACUGCAGAAUAUAAAGAGAGUAUCUUGGCCUUUUAUAAUACUCCAAUUGCAAAAGUCGACUUCAAAGAGGGUUCUGAAAGAGCCAGAGAGGAGAUAAAUCAGUGGGUUGAAAAAAAUACUGGAAGGAAAAUUAAGGAUUUUCUGCCUCCGGGGUCUGUGACUGAAGAUACUAGAGUGGCAUUAAUUAAUGCAAUUUAUUUUCAGGGUACUUGGCUUCAUGCUUUUGAUCGGGAAAAAACACAUCAUGCACCAUUUCACACUGUUGGUGAUGGUGAGCGGGUUCUCGAAGUUUCAAUGAUGACAAAAACUUCAAGACAAAGUUACCACGUUGAUGAAGAACACAACUGCCAAAUACUGGAGCUUCCGUAUGAUGGCGAUGAUAUUUCCAUGUUGAUCGUCCUUCCAAAUGACAUCCUUGGAAUUUCAAGCAUCGAACAGCUGAUAAACACUGAGUUGAUGGAAAAAUGGAUUAUGUCUUUUGUCAAAACCACCGUUAAAGUAUCAAUUCCCAGGUUUAUCCUAAGUCAGCAUUUUGAAUUAAAGAAGACUCUGAGUAAACUUGGCAUCAGUGAUGUGUUUGAGGCAGGCAUUGCAGACUUGUCCGGGCUGAGUUCUGUGGAAAGCUUAUAUGUAUCGCAUGUGAUACACAAGGCACAGGUCCAUGUGAAUGAGAAGGGAACUGAAGCUGCUGCAGCAUCUGGGGUGAUCAUGCAAAAGAGAUCUGUAGAAAUGUAUCCUGAAUUUUAUGCUGAUCACCCAUUUCUGUUUAUAAUUUACCACAAAUCUACAAGAGCUGUUUUAUUUAUUGGUCGGGUUACAAGACCAGAGAUAGCAGAGCAAGGACAUUUUACUGCUGAAACUAAAGAGAAACCUAACACAAGGCAUUAUAGUGAUGAGCUGUAAGUUAACCCUAUCAGUUAGAUUAAACACCAAAUUCUCACAGCUACAAUCAUAAGAAAUGCAAAGAAGACAGAUAGGAGAAUUUGUAUCGAGAUCAUAGGAGUGAAAGGAUUAAGUUGCAUGUUAAAAAGGAAGACAAUUUUAAGAAAGCAUAAAAUCAGAAUCAUGUGUUCCAGAGGUAGCCUUUAUCUCUGCAUGUGUCCCCAUAGGGAAUCAAACCUCAGACAUUUCAGAUUAUACAUGAACUUUGUAAUGGGCCUUGCUCACCAUAGAGUCUCUGUGGCUCAGUGGUAGAGCAUCAGAGCACUGAAUCUGAAGGUCUGAGGUUUGAUUCCUGAUGAUUAUAGAAAUAAUUUUCUCUUUUCCUCACACUCAUGAAAAUAAUCUUGCGCUAUUGAUGGAAUAUUGGUCAACUGUUACUUGCCUACUGACCAACUAUUGCCUGACAUAUUCAUCACCUGUUGGAUCUACCUAUCAGACAAUGGUUUCCCAAGGCUACUUAAAGGAUAUGCAACCUUAAAGUCAUGUAUGUGGGCUCUAAAUUGAUUCAAUCUCACUGGAGGUUUUGGAUGGAGAAGUGGCCCUUGGGAAGGCCAGAGAAUGAAGCUAAGAAUAAGAUGUAUUAACCCUUUCAAUCCCACAAGUGACCAAGACAGACUUUCUCCUUACAACAUCAAUACAAUAUCAAGCAGGCAGGUGAUGAGAAUAGAGAAGAAUAUCAAUCAUGGGAUUAUUAGUUGAUCCAAUACCAAUUUCUCUGAACUAACAUCAUAAGAAUUGUAUGGCAGAUCUUGGGAGUGAAAGGGUUAAAGCGUUGUUCUUUAGAUUGAAGAAGCUUAGAAAUGGACUGGUUCAUAAGAUUUCACAAUAAAAUAAAACUGUCUGCACAACAGCAAAGUGGCCCAUUGUAGUGAAGCUAAACCAGGUUUUUGCGACUUGAAGUGACGGGAGGUUCUGCUACUUUACUUGGCUUGGAAGCUGGUUCACUUUUAAUUAGUAGAUGAGAUAAUUAACAAUUAUUUAUUGAAAUGGAGGUAAAUAUCCACCACUUUCACCGACACAGUGGUAAAAAAUUGUUCUAGUAAAUACCACUCAGAAACAAAAAAAAUAGCUUAUUUCUGACAAAAACCCCAAAAAAUGGUUGGAAAUUAAAUUGUUGGUGCACGGUUUUGUCCUUUUGGCUGUUGAGGUGAGUAGUACUUGGUAAUCACUUCCACACCAAUCAAUUAGUGUAAAUGUUGUGGUUCAAUUUUAUCCUAGGUUCAAAUUUUAUUUUCCUUUGUUUUUGGAUAUUGUAAUGUAGGAUAAUGAGUUUGAAACAAAAUAAUUAACCUGUGUGGCAUUUAUUAAAUAAGAUAAAUUUAUUUACUGUGGAUAAGAUACUUACCUGCUGGGCCAGUUUACAGGUUUUUCACAGCAUAAAAAUUUAUCAAAUAAUUAUGAUGAUGAUACAAAUUAUGUCUACUUCAACAAAACUUUAUUUAAAAUCACAACUUCUCAACCACCCCCAAAAAAUAUACAAUGGUCCUUCCUUAAAAUUAUCAAUCAAAGCUUAGAAGCUAAUCUUUCCUAUGUGCUUGAGAACUUACUGACUGUUAUUGCCAGUACAUACUUCAUCUGGAGGCAAGUUCCAUUUCUUAACUACAAAAUAUCUGGAAAUUCUCAUUGUUUCAUCAGAUUUCUCUGACAAUACAGUGCCAUCAAUUUAUUCUCUUGAUUGGAUAAAGGCAAAGUACAAGUAGUGUCUUGCUCAAUUACAAUACUGUUACAACUCCUUACAAUACUGUUUCCAAUGCAUUUACAAGCACACCACCAUUAUAUCUCCUUCAGCAUUGUACAUCACUUUAGAAAAUUCAUUUCCAUACAGACUUUCAUAGUCUUGUUACAGCUUGGUCAUAGCAAAGGCAAAAAAAAUUAAAAGGCUUUAUGAUUAAACUUCCUGUAGGUCUCUUAAAUUGCUCUAUUGAUGAAGGCCAGGCAACAGAAAUCAAGUAUGUAUCUCAUAAUUAAAAAGAGGUCAUAAUGAUAAUCUUUUUGAAAAGUAUUUUAAAAGUAGUAAAUGUCUGACUUUCUGAGGGGCUCCCCUAAAUUUGAACAGGGCUUCAACAAAAAACAGUAACCCCAGUCUACCACGGCCUCUAAGACCCUUUACCACCGUUGGUUUAGCAUGCCCCCUCACCCCCUAUGGGAAAGGGGCCUUGUGGCCCAUACAUGAGAACAGCCUCCUAUGACUCCAACUUUAGCUACUUAUGGAAGAAGUUAUUGAAACCUUUGAUUGAGCUAAAGAGACUCUAUGGUGAGCGAAGCCCAUUACGAAGUUCAUAUAUGAGACGCGUCCUGCAUACUGAUAGGAUCAGCAGUAAUGCUCAGUGGUAGAGUAUCGGAGCGCGGAAUCCUUAGGUCUAACGGUCGAUUCCUUAUUCCUUAUUCCUUAUGGGAAAAUUUUUCUUUAUGUCAAGACGAAAAAAUAUCUUUCUCCAUUUCUUUACCGAGCACAAAACUUACCAUCUUUGUUAAUCUAUUUACUACUCUAGUGUUGUAAUUGUCAAGCUGAGGGGGAAGUAUGGAUCUCUAUAUAAGUUCUCAAUUGAAUUGAAAGCAAAGUUUUUGGCGGGUUAGCACCUCAUGAUAUUUGACAUCAAAGGUCUUUCCUUUGGGCUUUUGAAAAUCACUGCACCAAAAUGUAUCCCAUGGUCUUGAUGAUUUUGACACCAUUGUCUGGUGCGUGAGAUGCCACGUUACCACACGUGUUUGUGUCGUCACUAUACCCCCAGUACCCAGUCCCAAUCUGCUGUCACAGCUGUUGCAGUCAUUCUGUUCAUUGUUUGUGAUACCAAUUCUUGCUUUAGAACUCUGAAUAUUACUACCAACGGCAUUGAAUCCCUCUUUAUUGCAGUUUGACUGCAGGGAGGCUUGUGAUCCAAUCAGUGUCUUCCACGUGUCACGACCCAGUGAGGUGGCUCGGUAUUGCCCGUCUGCGAUGAGAGAGUGCAGAGAGUCAGCCUGCUUGUUGACGACUAAGAAAUUGGUCACAUUGCCGACUUUCAUUCCAAGACAGAUCUUGGAGAAAGAUGUGUUCCAAUAG
Molecule: messenger RNA, 4390 nt
Organism: Pocillopora meandrina
Lineage: Eukaryota; Metazoa; Cnidaria; Anthozoa; Scleractinia; Pocilloporidae
Source: the annotation of a GenBank genome assembly